This is a messenger RNA of Portunus trituberculatus (swimming crab), 3245 nucleotides long. Its product is annotated as protein zyg-11 homolog B-like. The transcript has 12 exons. Bases 172 to 2499 code for a protein of 775 amino acids. Gene Ontology annotation, cellular component: Cul2-RING ubiquitin ligase complex. The record is from RefSeq and is a predicted model, not a curated record. Lineage: Eukaryota; Metazoa; Arthropoda; Malacostraca; Decapoda; Portunidae.
UGUCCGAGGGAGGAAGAUCGUAGCAUUGGAAUCUGUAGCUAUGGGUUCUGGCGAUACGUGUGGGUUCUAGUCGUCCGGAGCCUGUCAAAACAGAGUCCCUUAUGACUAGUGUGUCCACAAAGCUGCUGGUGGACCAAGGUGGACUGCAACUUCCUCAGUGACUAUGCCAUAAUGGUAGACUGUCCGGGCAGUCUCCAGCAGCUGGUAGUGGAGUUUAUUGCCAGCCACGUGAAGGAGGUCUGCACAUCACAGUUCUCCCUCACAGAAGACACAUACAAACUCUACUUCAGGGACUCCAAUGCAUUUUUUCACCAGAAGGUUGCCAAUCUGCUGCUCCGCACACUGGACAGGAAGGGUUUGCUCAAUGAUUUAAGCAUGACUCUGUUUGACCCUGUGGCUGUUCGGCUCAGCCAAGUUAACCUUCACAAUGCCAAUAAUAUUACUUGCAAGGGACUCAAAGUGCUUAAGAGUCACCAGAUACAGUCAGUGGAAGUGAAAAACCUGUCCAAGGUGUCUGUGGAUGAACUGAUCAGCUGUUUUGGUGAGUGGACUCUUAAUAACAUCCAGGAACUGAGUGUUAGUGGCUCCUCCUUCUCCUCGACUCAUUCGCAGAAGGGCGGUGUGUGUCCCAGACUCUACGUGGGGCUCAGCAAGCUCAGGAACCUUCAUGUGCUCAAUGUCAGUGGCACCAAGCUGGCCUCACACGCACUCCUCAAUAUCUGCACCGACCUGCACCACCUCUCCUCCCUGGAUAUCUCAAACUGCAUUGAGCUGGAGUCGGUGGAGUGCCUAAGGGUGAGAGCCAAUACCCUGCGUUCCCUCAGCAUGUACAACCUUAAAGUCCUGCGUGUCAAGGAGACUGGAGAUGUGCUGAGGGAACUGAAGGAGCUUGUGCACCUUGAUGUCAGCGAGAACAAGGGUACCCAUGAUGCAGUAGCGCGCCUCAUUCCCUCCUGCUCUGUUGUCCCUGGCCUCCUGAGGGACCCUGCGUUUGGGUGUAAACUUCGCUCUCUAGACAUCUCAGGGCAGGACCAGACCCAGCCAGAGGACCUGUAUGUGUUCCUGAAGGGUCACCCACACCUUGAGUUCCUGGGCCUCAUGUUUACUUCUCUCUGUCUCGAUACAGUCUUCCUUGAUGGAUAUAAUAUUACAGUGACAGGUGUGGCGCGAGCAGACCAACUGGUGGAGGCCCUGCGGAGAUACCCCACCAGGAUAGAAUAUGUACCGAAAAUACUCUACAAGAUAUUCAUGCUUACUUCACAUUUUGAGACGCCACGGCCGGAUGUUAUUAAGUUGAUCCUGCCAGUGAUGAACACCCACAGCACCCAGAGUGCCAUACAGCUGGCAGGCACAGCAUGCCUCUACAACCUGACCAAGGGGCGGGUCGGGGAACAAAUCCAUCCACACGUCCUGCGGGACAUGGUGCACACCACGCUGACUGCCAUGAGCAACUUCCCUGAACAUGCACAGCACGUGCCUCGCUGUCCACCUCCUAGUCAAGGACGUCAUCAUCCACCUGCACUUCCUCUGCUUCCUCCACUUCCACGGGACCGUCCACAUCCUCUUCUGCUACAAAAAAACGGCCUUUUAACUCUGUGCUGUGAUCGCAUCCUACAUGAAGUCUCCUUUGACAAGUAUUGGUGUGCCAGACUAGUCCUCGAUUGUCUCCUCACAUUCCACGAUCCCUCCACUGACCGCAUGGCUGUUGCUAUCUGCUCAAUCAUCGCAGCUAAGAUCUCCACUGCCCAGACCACUCUUCUUGGUGCCAGGAGUGAAUACAUGCAGAAGCUCCUUGCUCUAGUCAAACGGCGAAUGGAGGAGAAGAUGGUUGAUAUGACGCUAAAGUUUACUCUCUCAGCCUUGUGGAAUCUAACAGACGAGUCUCCUGCGACAUGCGAGGUGUUCCUGAAGGAGAACGGACUUGAGUUAUUCCAGCAGCUGCUCAAAGUGUUUGCCAAGGAUGCUGCUGUGGAGACCAAGGUGCUGGGCCUCCUCAACAACAUUGCUGAGGUGUCUCCCCUCAGAGGUGCUCUUAUCAACAAGAAUUUCCUCUGUCAACUAGAACUGCUGCUGUGGUCUCCCAAUGUUGAUGUGAGUUACUUUGCUGCCGGCAUAGUUGCUCAUCUAGCGUGUGCCAGCAAAGACUCCUGGAAGGACCCCAACACUGUGCGAGAAAACCUUCUUGAGGAACUAGGCAAGGUGGUGAUCAGCUGGGAGCAGCCGAAGGAAGAGAUGGUAGCAUACCGUUCCUUCCAGCCCUUCAUCCCGCUCCUCACUGCCCUCAACAUGUACCAGGUGCAGCUGUGGGCUGUGUGGGCACUGCACCAUGUCACCACCAAGAACAGCAAGCGGUACUGUCACAUGCUGGUGAAGGAAGGUGUUGAUGAUGUUCUGCGCAACCUGGUGACAGUGCCGGACUCUAAUGCCUCAGUCAGGGAACUUGCCAGCCGAGUGGUGGACGUCCUGCAGGAAAACGGCUUCAACAACAAAAAUCUAUAAUGCAAAUCUUAGACUUACUAUUUUUCAUGAGAUUCUUCCUGUGGGAUCUGAAGUCUCCUAGAUCCUUCCCCCCCCCCCCCUCCCUCUCUCUCUCUCUCUCUCUCUCUCUCUCUCUCUCUCUCUCUCUCUCUCUCUCUCUCUCUCUCUCUCUCUCUCUCUCUCUCUCUCUCUCUCUCUCUCUCUCUCUCUCUCUCUUUGCUGCCUCGCCCUUCUUAUGUUAUUUUUAGUUUUUAUUUAUUUAUUUUUCCUCCCACUUUGUUAUCUGUGUUUGUUGAGUCUCCGCUGCCUGGUGAUGAGUGUUGCUGUGCUGGCAUGUGUUGUUUGUUGGUUACUCUGGGACUCCUGGUGUGUUUGGGUGUUCCUGGCUGUCCCCUCGUGGCAGCAACUUUGGAAAAAUAUUGGUCAAAGGGACUCAAGUGAAUAUAUUGAAGGAAUGGCCAGGAUAAACAUCACUGAAGAUUGUCAGAUGGUGGGUCUGAGCAAAAUGAAUCAAGAUAAUUGGGUGGUGGUGGAGAGAAGAGCAAUAGUAAGGUAGUGGUGAUUGCAGCCAUGGAGUGAGACAUGGGACUUCGUGGUCACUGGUAAAGCUUCAAGUGCAGGAGACAGCAGUGCACUGAAGUCUAAGGAUUGGGGCACUGAGAAAGGUAUUAGGAAAUAUAUUAGGGAGAAGAGGCAGCUGUAACACAUUAAUUCAAGUAUGUAGUGUGGUGAAAAGUUGUCUAAUAUAAAUGAUAAAUGCAAAAUAA